UGACUAUUUUAAAUCAAACUCAGCUUAACACCACCUUAGAUAUGCAGCGUCAUGGCAUUCUUGCACUGGUGUUAUUUUCCACAUUGACAACAUUACCAUGCUGUGUGUUUCUUUUCAUCAAUCUGACAAUGUUAUACACUUUAAGGAGUAAAGCGGUGUUUGUAGAGACCUCUCGAUACAUUCUUCUUUUUAACCUUCUGUUUGCAGACACAACUCAGCUGGCACAGAGUCAGUCGAUGUUUUUGCUUUCCACUGCCAGAGUUACAAUGUCUUAUUCUGUGUGUGUCGGUUUAACCCUUCUCAACUUUCUCACUAUUAGUGUUUCUAUCAUCACGCUGGUGAUCAUGUGUUUAGAGAGAUACAUUGCUGUGUGCUAUCCUCUAAGACAUAGUGCUAUCAUCACCACCAGGAACACAGGAUGGGUUAUUUGUGUUGUAUGGUGUGUCAGUUUAUUUCAUGUCAUUACACAACUAGGUUUAAUAUUAAGGUUUUCAUUUCGAGACCUGCAGCUCACACAGAUGAUAGAU
Molecule: messenger RNA, 527 nt
Organism: Cyprinodon variegatus (sheepshead minnow)
Lineage: Eukaryota; Metazoa; Chordata; Actinopteri; Cyprinodontiformes; Cyprinodontidae
Product: olfactory receptor 4K5-like
Exons: 1
Biological process (GO): G protein-coupled receptor signaling pathway
Cellular component (GO): membrane
Molecular function (GO): G protein-coupled receptor activity
Source: RefSeq, a predicted model, not a curated record